Bursaphelenchus okinawaensis is the source of this 11462-nucleotide messenger RNA. NCBI's taxonomy places the organism in Eukaryota, Metazoa, Nematoda, Chromadorea, Rhabditida, Aphelenchoididae. The record is from the annotation of a GenBank genome assembly.
AUGACCGGGGAUGUGUCGUCAAAUAAACAAGACGAGCAUCAGAAUCAACAAUCUUCCUCGGAAAUGGUUUUAAAUCAACAAGAAAGGUUGGAAAUGGGUUCUGAUAUGAAAAUGGAGCCAGAAGCGGAUUCGAAUAUACAGUCUUCAGCAGAAGUGAUGAAGAAUCAAGUAUCCGGUUAUGAAAUAGAUUCGAACAAUGAAUCUACACAAAAAAUGGCAUACAGUGACGAAUCUACAUUAUAUUUGGCUUCGAAUCAUGAAUCUACAUCGAAUCUGGCUUCGAGUCGUGAGUCUCCAUUUGAUCUGGCUUCUGACAAUGAUGCUACACCAAAGAUGACUUCGUAUCAAGAGUCUGAAAUGGGUCGUUUCUUGCGAGAACUUCUGGAGAACCACGAUGAAGAACAUCCCUCGGAGCCAAUGCUGAGUCCGGACGAGCUUCUGGAGCCGUCGUUCUUCGGGUAAGAACCGUGACGUGUCCGUAUGUAAUUGGUGAGAUCUGUCUGUGAUUGUGUUCAUAUGAAAGUAAUUGUCAAUAACCUUGCGUCGAUUCCGCCAUCUGCUAAGCAGGUUACUGACUUCUGGAGGUCGCGUCUCCGUUUUCUCUUCACAACAACGACGUCUUCCGAGAUCACAGCCACGAUUUAAUCAAGCGCACGAGUUAAAUCACCGCCUUGUUACUUUUGUGUAAUUGUGUUUUCACUUUUACUUUGUAUUUUUGUUUUAGCUUUCGAACACCUCAAUUUGACUUUUCAAACUUUCAUUUUGUUAAUUCAAAUUCUCACUUUGUGUUUGUCAGAUCCGAAUCCUAGAAUCCGGGUAUGACGCCACCAAAAACGGCUGUCAGAGCGUUCGAUUGAGAUUGCCUUUACUGUUAUUUGUUUUAUUUAUAAAACCCUUUCGAAACGAGGCCUUGAAUAUGAUCGCAAGUUAAUUUUAACUUCAAUUGUUUUUUAAAAUGAUAAUAGAGAGAACUUAUCAGCGUCUGUAAGUAAUGUGAGCAAUACCUGUACGCCUUGAAAAACAAAGGACUGGUCAAAAAAUAUUUAGAAUCGUGUAACAAAAACAUUUCAGUCUACUUUUUGGCGUUUUAUUGGAUCUUAUAGGAAUCGGCAUCUUACUUUACAGUCAACUUUAUGAAUAGAUCUCUACCCUAUAGACAAUAAUUAACCAUAAAUUCAAAAAUAUUCCGAGUAAAACCGAGCUUUAAACUCGGAACAGCCGGUUGUUUGGAGGAAAGAACGGCCGGUUACCCUGUUCCGAAGCAUCAUUUUGAGCCAAAUCUUUCGGAGCCAAACUUUUUUUACCAUACCCUAAAAACCAAAACAUAUUUUGAGCCCUGAACCUUUGCCAAUUCAUUGUGAGCAUAUGAAAGCCAACCUGACGCCUACCCAAGCCAACCUUACCCAAUGCCCUAACCCGGCGCGAUUCCUGAAUCAGCGCCUGGCCGAGUCGAUCGUGGCCCGAUUGAUGGAGUCGCGUUAUGGCCAUAAAUCGAGGAAGAAGUGUGCGCGAGGGACCCCACUCUUGAGGUGGUUUCCUCCAAAAAAAGAUGUGGCGACGACCUCUAAUCGAACGGAAUGCGAAGACACGGGGCGAGCGCAGAUGGGACUGAUUCGUUAUGAGAAAAUCCUUGCUGUCCACUACUUUCGACGCGCGGACCAUUUUCUUGUCUUCCCUCCAAUUUUACCGCACGGUUACCCGAUACGUUUCCUUUGGUUUGGUUUCACCUUAAGCAGCGUUCUCUAGCUUUGAUUUCAAUUUGGGGUUCGCCAGGGUUUGCUUUACCUUAAACGGCGUUGCCACUUUAAAAUUCACCUUUAUGCUGAUGUAAACUCAUACUUUACUUCCAUCCCACCUUAAGCGCUCUUUAUACCUUAUUUUAGCGUUUUUGUGAUCUCAAUUUACACGUUCCGUAAUUUCCCCGUUCCCUUUACCCUCAAGCGUUCUCAAUUUCACCGUUCUCUAACCCUUUUCGGUUUAAACCCCUUCCCUUGUUAUUUUUAAUUCGCCGGUUAUUUUUAAAGUGAAUCAAACUAUAGAGUUCAAAAAUACCUGUUUCGGUUAUUACAGCUAUCGCGACAACGCCGAGGAUCAUUUCGAGGAGGACCUGCUUGACCGCACCGAACCCGAGCUGGCCCAAACCGCGCCCUCGCCCUCGUUAGUGGCGCGUUCGUUGGCCAAAUCCCUCGAGGAGCGGCCCCUGGAGGGUUUUAAUAUCCAUCUGACUCCAUUCUCGCUCCCCGAUUACUAUACACUGUCCACGGUGGGUUCCUCGCAGCGACCGGACCCACCUUCGACCUCGUCUCACGCGACCAACCUCACGAACAGUAGAAGCCCUCCCUCACCCAUCCGAACCCAACCCAAGCGAAGAUAUCAACGACGUGGCACGGUCAAGCUACACAACUGGAACAGGAGUGUCUCCAACGACCGUUCGGAGGAUCACCACCGUCCACGGGCUUUGUUCGGUAAGCGAUAUCUAUAACAAUAUAUUGAUAGCAACCUAUAUAGAUAACUUUACGAUCAAUACACGUCGAAAAGUUCUGACCUUUUUUAAACAAUAACGUUCUCUUCCAGAUAUUAAUGAUAAGCUGGCGUCGCCUCCCAACGAACCCAUCUACAUGAAUCGCUCCGGCGUCACUCGUAGAAUCAGUAUGCGACAGAAGCAGGCCCAGUCGGUCAUCAUAAUGGGUAAGGUUAUUUUUUUACUCGUAUCUGCUUUUAGAUUAGCUUGUUUUGUGAACGUUCAUGCAUGUAUAGUUCUUGAUCCUUAAAUUUCAUAGGAACUUUUUAAAAUGUUUUUUAUUUAUUGCAUCGUGUAUACUCUUUGAUACAUAAGGUAAAACAAUACAAAUCCAUUUUUAGACGAACAAAGCUUUUCCGGCGACGAAUCCUCACCGUCGCCUCACACGAUGCUCAAAGACGCCAGAUGUGGAUCGUUACCCUCUAUGAAUAUUAAUUCCGAAGGAGAAGAGACACAAGAUACCAAUACCUGGUCAUCUACGUACGAGAAAGAUAACAUUGGCUUCUCGGACCCUUUAGUCACUUCGUCCAUCUUCAGAAGCGACUCAAACUCAAAUUCGAUUGGCGAUUUUCAAGUUUUAAACAUUCCAAAUGAAAGCGACGAGUACUCGAGUAAGGUGUCGUCACCUGUUGAAGGUACGUUAAUAUAAAUUUUUUAUAAAAUUUAAAACACAAUGCUAGAGUAAUGAUCAAAACUUAUUGAGUAUUGUUUUUCGUGUGUGUACUUAUGUUUUGACAUUUUCAGAAGACAAUCGACCUCCACAUUCAGCACCGCCUAAUAUGGAAGACAAUACUCAUUUCACGUUCGAACGACGAAAGUCCAUGAUCCAGGAGUUGCCGGCCAUCUCCGAGGACCUAAGAGAAGAAGAAGUAAGCUUCUUGAAACUGAGAAGACCUUCAAUUAACAUAGUUAACAUUUUUUAAAAAACAUUUAAAACCAUCACUUAUUAUACAAAAUUUUACUACAUAUUAGUCUAUGUUAACCAAAUGCAUCACCAAGCCUUGUCAAAGCGCGGUUUGCCAAAAUUAUGUGCAGUUUUUGAAAAAAAAAAGUAGAGAAAACCCGAAAACUCCAAAAUGACACUCGAUUUUACACACCUUUCAGAGACCGCCAAGCGCUUGUUCAUCAACCGAAAACGACAACACCUUCCACAAGCGAAGCACCAGCGACUAUAUUCUGGACAAGAAAGAAGCCUCGCCUCCUCUGGUCAAACGGAAUUCGAUUCAAGUAAGUUAAUAUCACCCAAAAGCCAACUCUAAUCGAUUGCAGGAGACAAAGGAUAAGCCCCGACUUCGUAUUAUCAGCGGAAAUCCGAACGGGAACGGCGAUCACGUCGACGGGAAACACGAGACGACCAUGAACAAGACCUACGAUCUCCCAUAUUCACCUCACGAGGACAAGAACAUGAUCCUGAAGCAGAACGGGUCCAAGAAGCUGCAUCUGGUCGAGAGUCAGAAACGGUAAGAACUUUCUUUACGCCUUUUUGUCUCCAUCGCAAGCCACAAUGAUAACGGUCUGAAACAGUUUUGCGUUUUGUUGUUGUAUAGUGGGUUUUAGUUUGUUUUUGUUAAAGUUUUUAGGUUGUGUUGUAACACAUUACCCAAUAGUUAAGGAAGGACUCUUUGAUUAUUAAACCAAGCUUUCUGUUUAUUUUUUGUUCUAAAAGUACACUUUUGUUUUAAAACAUGAGCUAAUAGAAUGAGAAACCGAGUUUUCCCUCUGUAAAGCCAAGUUUUUGUUAUAUUAAGCCUAGUUUUCCCCUUAUUUUUGUCCUAGAAACAUCCCCAAGCUCAAGAAAAACAUCUAAAAAGUUAUUACCUAAAAUGUUUCAACAAUACUUUGAAAAUAUUAGUGUCAGAAUAACAACAAAGUCCCCCAAAAAGUGCGACAAUCCCCCGACAGAAUUUUGUCCGCUUCGAAAUUCGCAGCGAGACAAAACUGACGGGCGCGGCUCGCCGACGUCAGAGUCUCGGACUUUUGAGAGCGGCUCCAUGUCGCAGACGAUCUCAUCUCCAAUGCCUACGCCACACCGGUUCGACAUCAAUGCGCUGACUCCACGUCGAUGUACCAUUCAGAAGAAGAAAAAGAAGACCAAAUCGCGACAGCCGGGCCGUGGGAUCGCCUCAGCGACGGAUUUUGUGGAUCCAUCGCUUCUGCACGGUGUCGGAAAUUCGGAAUCGCUGCUCUCGGCACUGGCCGAGAUUCCAGAAGCUACUCAGCCAGUAAUACGGUAAGAUUGUGUGAGUGUGGUCUAGUCUAAUAUCGGAGUGGCUUGCUUGCUUUCGCUUUUCUAACUUUAUCUACCACAAUAUCGUCGAAACUUACCUCAACAUUGUCUAAACUUACAAUAAUAUAAAGCAUUUCGUCUAUUUUUGUUUUCAGGACCGACCGUGAUAAGAAAUCAGGGAUGAGUUUCACUUUUUGGAGCAUUCGACACAAGAAAAAGGUUUGUUUUGUUGGUUUCUUUUAACUUCCCAAAUGUUAUUUCUGUAUAAAUAUUGUUGUAGCUGCAGAAGGACGCCAGAAGUACGAACAGCAUCUCCCCAGGAAGAUCUGACCUCGACUUGAAGCGGGCUUCUUUCGCCGAGUUCGGUGCUCACAUGAGUCCAAAAGUCUCGGAUGGUAAGUUAAUAUCUUGAUUCGUUAGCUAAAACUUGAAAAAUAAGAGGAAUUUUACUUACAUUGUUCGAUGGUAGAGACAGAAGGUUAUUCUAGUUUUGUGUUAGCUUCUGUGGGUCUGAUAAAGUUGAUCAGUCCAUCUUGUUAUCUUCGACGAAGUUUUAGGUAAUAUUGGAGAUAACAUUGGUUUUGAUCAGUUUUUUGGUUUAUCAAGGGUACAGGACCUUAUAAGUUAAGAAUGUAUUACGACUUUACUUUGCAUUUAGAAGUUAAAAAAACUAGGUAGAUGAUUGAGUUUUCUUUGAUUAUAUUAAGGAUGAGGUCUAUUUUUUGUCGAAAUAGUAGUUUCUUGCUUCCCAGUGAUUCUAUAUUUAUAUAAUCAGUUUAAAACAGAAUUGCGUGUGAUUUAGAAGUUGUAUUACUAGCUAUAAAAGAAUUUUGAUUUGUUUUAAAAGUGCUACACCUACUCAGAAUGAUGUUAUUCAUAGCCAGAGACGUCUGAAUAGUUUGCUUUAACCUGCAAAAGUUUGUAAAUUUGUUUUGGGAUUCUUUAACACGUUGAAUUGUCUUAAAGCGUGUGGGAUUAUUAGGAAACGGUGAAUCACUGAAUGGCCCGAAACCCAAUUGCCUCCCCGUUGAUUCUCUUUGGGGGGCUGAUUCAGAGCUCGGAUAGAUUGAUGGCUUCGUGACCGUGUUUCCUGUGCUCCUUUUCUCUUUUAUUUAUUCUCAUGACCUCACGUAGCAGUCCGCAAUACUUGAAUUGCUCCCGAAUACCGUACCAUUACCGGUCGGUGGGAGAUCUUCGCGAUGGCGUCUGCUUGUUACCUUCAAGUUGGCCUUCAGAAGAGCGUCAACGCAAGAAUACGCUAGGACCGAAUGACAUUCCUACUGCAUUGUCUCAAACUCGAAGAAUCUCUGGAUCUUUGGCUGAUAUUGAGCAAUUUCACGCUCACUUCAAGAAUCAACAGACGAUAGAUGAAGAAGAGGAAGAUAUCUACCAUCAGCACAAAGAGUUCCCUAAUCUACAGACUCCUCGAAUUAGGUUGGAUUCUCCAGAAAAGAGUGUGUAUGUGCCUGAUGGGGUUGUGGUUACUCAUGAACGCUGUUUCUUACCUCCAGUCUGGGUCCAGCCGGCGUCACCAUCGCGAGAAGAUGCUCGACCUCUAUUCCAACCUCAAGAUUCUAUUGACCGACCGGGAGUGGAGGAACAUGAGCCUCGGCCGAGAAGGAGAAGAACCAGUAGUGUUUCGAAAAGUCCAACCAUAUCAGAUCAACUGAUUCUGCACAAUAUUCAGAAGGAAAAGAUCAAAAUGGAUCCGUUUAUGUUAUCUACCGAUUCUCUUGAGUCUACUGCCGGCUCUGGCUCGUCGUUCUAUCGAUGGCCGUCGUUGAGGAAGAAGAAAGCGAAAUCUUGCAAAACGAAGCCAGUAACUGAGCCGAAGAAUGUCGCCAGAACCUAUUCCGAGAAGUAUUUUAAUUCUGUCGGUCAUAAGAGGAACUUGUCGUUGGCUGAUGGUGGUUCUGUCAGAAUACGGGGUUAGAUCAUUGUUUUAAAGAUUAUAUUAAGCAUAAAAUAGGACUUUGGUAAAUAUUUUUGGAAAGUUAAAGAUAAAGGGUAGUUUAAAUGCGGCAGGGCUUCUAUGUUGUUGUAGUUUAUAUUAAUGCUGUCAUUUUUAGUGUUGCCAGAUACCUUGGCUAAAGUCCUUGGAUCGCACAACAGUUCGAUUGACUUACGAAGCUUGUCAGAGGAAGAACCUAUUAAUUGGCCAUUAUUGUAAGUUUUUAUACUCUUGUUAUCGAUAAGUUGACUGUAUGUUAUGUUAUUUUGUUACCGACUUACCUUAUGUUAUGUUAUUUUACACUUUGUAAAGUAAUAAUUGUAAAAUUUUUUAGGGAAAAGCCAAAAUGGGAAGAUUUGAGAAUCUGGGACGACAUUGAUGAUUCCUGGUCUUCAAGGCAUCCAACUAUCCAUUUACCACACUCAGAAGCCAAACGACAGAAUGUUAUUUAUGGUAUGGUUAUAUCUUUUUGUAUUAGUUUAAGCUAUUUUGAAUCAUUUUGAGUUUUAAAUUUGAUUUUUUAAACAAAAGGUAUGUUUUCAAAUUUAAUUUUGAUUGCUUUCAGAAUUGCACGCUACAGAAACGCGACACUGCAGAGUUCUCAUCUAUUUACAACAAGUUUUUCAAGCUGGAUUGCUAAUAAAGAAGGUGUUGCCACCGAACGACGUCAAAUCUAUUAUACCAGAUGUCCUCGACUCUCUACUUGACUUUCAUCUACAGUUUCUGCGACGGAUUCGGACUAGAAUCGCCGAGAACCCGGUGGUCAGGACCAUCUCCGAUAUUGUAGUAGAUGAGUUCAGGAACGGGGAGAACCGAGCCGCGGCUGUUAAUGCCUACACAGAGUUCUGUUUGGCCAGUAAUGAAGCUGAUAAGCGUUACGAAGACUUGAUGAACAAGAAUAGUCGCUUCAAGCUGUUCAUUGAUGUAAGUUGAUGAGCUUAGGGCUACGUUAAAGUAACUUUAGGUUAAGAUGUCUUUUUAAAAUUAUAGCAGGUUUCUAGAAUCUCAGCUAAAUUACUGUUGAUGACGAUUAUUUAUUCUUUAUGACAUUAUUUUAAACUUUAUUUUAGGAAAUCGACAGAAAUUUGGUGUACAGCAGGAGUAUGAACUUCAAGUCGUGUUUCUUGUUGGUAACGCAGAGACUGACCAAAUACCCGAUGUUAAUAGAACAAGUAAGUCGAUGUUAAUAUUUAUUUUGAUGUUGUUUAGAUUCUAAAAUACGAAGAAGGAGAAGACAAGAAUCUCAGCCUCAGGGCGUGUGCUGCUGUUAAAGGAUUUGCUUCGAGAGUUGAUAAGGAAUUGUCGACUCACAUGUUGAACAAGAGGUUCGACAAGAUCAGGAACAUGAUCGAGAAGACUUCAAAGGGCAAUCUGCUGGAUGAGGAAUUCACGGUAGGCAUAUUAUUUUACUGUCUUGUCUUUGAUUAAAAUAUGACAUUGUUUUUUUCUCGAAUACAUUAUCUUGUUCGAUAUUUUACAUGUUUGAGUGUCAUGUGUAAUAUUAUUCUAGCCUGAUUAAUACCAUGAAUGUCUUUUGUUUUUGUAUAUUUUCAAAUUUUGAUUGCAUUUUUCUCUAUCACAUGAUCAACGGACAACAAAAGAAUAAUGAUUGUUUUGUUUGCAGUACGAUGACCUUAUUACAUCUGGAGAUACGUAUCGUAAGAUUUUGUCGAUCGGUACCGUAACCUGGAAGAGUGCCACCCAUCAAAGCCACGAGCUGAUCAUGCUACUGUUCGACGAUAUUAUUGUAUUUUUGCAAGGUCGCAACGACGUUUUGUACUUUUUCCAACAGAAGGACCACGCCUCGGUGUUACCGUUGAAGGCUACAUUAGUCAGGGAGAUGCCCCGGUCCAACGAGGUAAUGCUAAUUGUAAUAGACCAGAAGAAGCCCGACAUGUACAGAUUAUCAUUCAACUCAAAGUCGGAGAUGACACAAUGGGUUCACGCUCUUAAGAGUGCCAAUAAUAACGCUCCAAAGUUUGGUGAGUUGAGAGUGUACCUUCUUUGUUACUAUGGUUGAUUUUGAUGUAUUCUAUCUGGUUUUUUAAAAUAUUUUUCUAAGUUUUUAGGUAACUGGAUUACAAGAACAAUAUUUUAAAUUUAAGGUUUUUGCCUACUCUAAAAUACAUUUUACUCUAUUUUUCAGCACUUUCAAUUAAAAUUUCUAAUUUUUUAUAAUAAUUUUGUAUUUCAGUUCGAACGGCCAGUCGGCUCAUGUUCGUCGAAGGCUCCAGAAGCUCCACUUCUCAAGACAACUCAAACGAAGAAUCUCAGUACACGGAAGAUCUCGACAAAUGGCACAACGAACUGGACAAACUGUACGCGGAUCGAAAGAAUCGCGACUCCAAACUCGAGGAGUACAUGGAGGAACACAUGCAGUUCUUGGACGGCAUUCGAGAACAUGUCUCCAAGUUCCCAGUCAGGCCAACCAUUGAAAACGGGUCGAAUUCGGUGCGACAGAAGGAAAUGAAGGAGAUCGUCAAGAUGAAGAACCUUCUUAAGGCCAAGUUCGCCGAUCUCAGAACUCACCGACGGGCCAAGUUUGACAAGUGUAAGUGCUUUAAAUUAUAGCAGGUAAAGGAUGUCUCGUGUUAUAGAAUUUUAUGGUGACAUCAACACAUCACCAUCUUUUAUAAGUUUGCAAACUGAACAUUCCUGAAUAUUUUUUUGUCACUUUGAUAACAUUCUUUUCCGAUAUUAACAUUGUCUAUGGGAAAUACUUUCCAAAAAUGCAUUAUUGCAGUAUUCAAAUACCGUAGCUGUGUGAAUUUGUUUCUGCAUUCGAAUGUGAUUUAAUUUCGUUGUAAUUUCAGUGAUUGAGAGAGCGGAGAAGGCCAGGGACAGCGAUCUCCCAUCGUAUUAUGAUGAGGUCUACGAACUUUCCCAUCCAGGAGGCUUUGAAUCAGCUACUUUUUCAUCAUCUGAUGAGAACUCGCCCUCGACGUCGGAACGAUGCAGGAAGCCACGACGGGUGCGAACGUAUCACGGCGAAGAAGACAGCAAACAUCAGAGUAUGUUAUCAGCCGAUAGUGUUUGUGACGAAACAUGCUAGUGUUUCUUGUACAAUAUAAUUUAAAUAAGGUUUUGUUUUGUCGAAUAGGUUAUAGAAAACAUUGUCUGUUACCAAAGGCAAUGUUAUUGUAACUUAGACUAAAGUUUAUGUUUCAGAUGUCAGGCGACACACCACUGUACCUCAUGUAUACGACAACGAAGACGAGACGGAAGCCGAGAAGCUGAUCGACCAGGAGAUUAUGCGAUUACCGUUGAAAGUGAAUCAGAAGAGCAGGAAGGCGGCGACGGAUCUCAUCAGAGAGAAUAUUCGACUGCGGUUGGAGAACGAUCGACUAAGAGACGAGAACGCUCUGUAAGUUGUACAAUAAGACUGUAAUUGGCAUAAUACAAUAAGGAAUAUAGAGUUUGGUGUGGACCUACAAUUGUAUAUUUAAAUAUUUUUUAAAUAAUUUGGCUAAAAGUAGUAUAAGAUUUGGCAAUGUGUGUAUAUGUUAGUAGUAGUGGGUAAUGUGAACGUCAAUAUAAAAUGUGUGUUUUUAGAACCAACAUCCAUUUGACGGCGCUCAAAGCGCGCAAGAAUCCGUUUGCCGAAACGGCCGAAAAGCUGGAAUCGCUGCGACAAAAGCAAGAGGAGGUACAGAACAAGGAAGUGUUGUUCAAAAAGGAGUACGAGAAGAGGAUGGACGCCCUCAAGAUGAUGGAGGAAGAGCUAAAAGCUAAGGAGGUAUGUCGUCGUGACUUUCAGAUAGUACUGUUUAUAGUAUUGCUUAUUAUUGUCAUUGUACCUUUAAAGGAUGUGUUGUUUGGAUAACAUAAUCAUGUUCUUCUUCUUACUGUAGUUUCUCUGUGUAAUUAGAGCAUUUGUGGUUAACAUCGUGAUAGUAGUUUGACAAAUUUAGUGGUGAUCUACCUUAUUUUAUGACUUGUACGAUUGCGCAACUUAUUUAUUGAGAUUUUAAUUUAUAUUCGGGAUCUGGGGUCGAGAUAAGGCGACUUUACAGCACCAGUUGCUAUGUCAAUAUUGAGGUCAAACUUGUAGAUCAGGGGAUACUGUAGGUUACCGUAAACCAGGUUUUAAAAAAUUAUCAAAAAUUUUUUUAAAAUGACAUAUAUAUUUGUACUUUGGUAUGUUUGUUGUCCAUAUAGGUUUAAUAGCUUUUGAGGUCAAUGCAUCGGCAUUUGAAAGGAGAUCAAGUCUCGUGUUAAUUGACGAGAAUCAGUUGAGUGAAAAGUUUGUUGCGUAACAAAAGUGGGCUUGUAAUUAAUACUGUAGAUCAUUUUUGCUGGUAUCCUAUGUACUGUAAUUAUUUUUUUCGAAUUAAAAAUUAAAAUCGAGAUUUUUUGAUCUAAAGUUGUAAUAAUCAUGUUAUUUUAGGCAGAGUUGAGACAGCGUGAGCUGGAAAUGGCAAACAACAAUCAAUCUUUCUCCAGUCUUCCUACAGAAUCUCCGGCUUCGCCCAUCGCUGAAUCCCCACGGCCUGAUCUGAACAGGGAAACGAGUUUUCGUCUAGGAGCGGCUAUUUUGGACAAUCACAAACCGUAAGAUAUUAUAUUAUAUUGUUAUUGGUUUUUAAUGGUUAUUAUUAAGAAGACUGUCAAGAGGUCAUUUUAAUAGUAAGUUUUUGCUUAAAUCAAAUAAAAUUUUCAGAACGAUGAUACCUCGAAGUACUCAAAGUGCGACGGACGUGGUACCUCGACAUCUGGCCUCCAAAAGUGAAACCAAGUUGGAUAAGACCAAGAAAAAGAAAUAA